AACGGAGGAGCUGCAAAAAUGGCUACUUCUAAGAAAAGCACACCGUGGUCGACCGAGGAGGUGAUGACGUUCCUUCAUCUCAUUGGGGAUGAUAAAAUCCAGCGGGAGCUCGACGGAACAACGAGAAAUGUAAAAGUGUUCCAGGAUGUCUCUGCACAGAUGUCCGAACGCGGGAGGGAGGGAGGCCUGGACUCUGCAACGGCUUUACUGGAGUCCCUGCAAGAUGAUUACAUUGGGACUCGUGAGGAGGAACAUUCCCGAACAACGGGCGAUGGCAGUGUUCCGUCCACAUCGUCAUUGCAUCCAGAACAGACCCCAGCCGAAGACCCUAACCCGACUCAACCACCAACACCGAGUGCCAUCACGACACCGCAGCGUGUGGUUCUAGGCAAGAGGAAACGAGGAGGAGAGUAUCAGGCGCAGCAGCAACGGCACCAUGAACAGCACAUGGCCCAGCAGGAACGGCACUUGGACUGGGCCAAAGCGUCUGCUGAGCGGAGAUGGGAGUUGGAUGCCGCCUUGAGAAGGGAGGAGGCCGCCUUGGCAAGGGAGGAGGCCGCCUUGAGAAGGGAGGAGGCCGGUCAAACAGAGACCUUCAACCUCGCCUUCCUGCGCACUCUUGGCGAGGUGCUAGGGGGACUGGGCAGCCGACGUGGCCCGUCUCCUCCUCGUCCAACAUAAAAUAACUAUGAUUAUCAUAUAUUAGAAAAUAAUGAAUAAUUUAGAACUGCGUUAGGCUACUAUUGUUUAUGCUGGACAAUAAAUGCUGUAGUGUUUUGUUAAGAGUUAUUAUAGUACAUUCAUGAUGAUACACUGGCUAUUUGUAAGAAUAAAUACCAAUAUCACAUCUUAUUACAAUUUUUAAAAACUAUUUUUCCUCACAAACAUUUGUCUGGGUUUUUGUCAUCUGCAUUUAAAUGUAGUGUUGUUUAUUAUAAGACAUGGGAAGAAUAUCUUUAAGAUUUUCACAUGACAUGUAUGUGUCGUCAUCUGAAGUCAAAUACCACUGUCAUUAUAAGUCUUUACUAAACAAAGGUUAUGCAAAGACAGCAUGUUACUCAACAAAAAAAGAUUGAUUGAGUUGAAUUG
Gymnodraco acuticeps is the source of this 1089-nucleotide messenger RNA. RefSeq lists its product as uncharacterized. The record is from RefSeq and is a predicted model, not a curated record. Bases 19 to 681 code for a protein of 220 amino acids. The transcript is spliced from 3 exons. Lineage: Eukaryota; Metazoa; Chordata; Actinopteri; Perciformes; Bathydraconidae.